AUGGCCACCAAUUCACAUCAUCAUCAUCCACUACAACAACAGGAACAACCAUUUGUCGUACUUCAGACUUGUACAUCUAGUCAAUAUCAAUAUGAUCGACCAACAACUGGUGUAUCUCCUCCUCCUCCACAUUAUCAAACGUUAGCUGGCACAUCUUAUCAACAAUAUUAUCAAACUUUAGCUGUUCAACCACAAGGUGCUCCAUCUCCGCCACUUCCAUUUUUUGGACCUGAACAACAACAGUCAGUUCGACCGGCAAAAGAUAGUCCUCCACCAGCACCAUCAAGCGUUCAAUAA
Didymodactylos carnosus is the source of this 297-nucleotide messenger RNA. Lineage: Eukaryota; Metazoa; Rotifera; Eurotatoria; Philodinida; Philodinidae. The record is from the annotation of a GenBank genome assembly.